AUGGUGCAAUUGAUAGUAGUAGCCAUGCUAACCCUCUCAUCCUGCAAGGAAAAUAAGGUUGCAAUUGCUUCAUCAGGGAGUGCACUUUGUGAGGCUGCUAGUGUUGGUGGGGCAAUUUGGAUACUGGUCGAGACUAUUGAAGAUGGAUCUUCACUAGGGAAAGAGCAUGCGGUUAGCAUAGAUGGAACACGGAGAACCAAGAACAUGGCUCGAGAACUAUUGUUGCUUCUGAGAGAUUACUCCAAUUAUAGUUCAAGACAAAAACAAAUGAAUCGUGAGCUCAUAGAGCGGAUUGUGGAAGAAAUUGAUGUAGAUGGAGAGAAAUUGGCUGAUGCUAAGCUGCGGUUAGUGGAGGAGAUGAUUGCAAAGCUGAACACAUAA
Molecule: messenger RNA, 381 nt
Organism: Arachis stenosperma
Lineage: Eukaryota; Viridiplantae; Streptophyta; Magnoliopsida; Fabales; Fabaceae
Exons: 3
Coding region: 1-381 (126 amino acids)
Source: RefSeq, a predicted model, not a curated record